Messenger RNA from Glycine soja, 1137 nucleotides. RefSeq names its product photosynthetic NDH subunit of lumenal location 3, chloroplastic-like. Gene Ontology annotation, molecular function: calcium ion binding. The transcript has 3 exons. Bases 40 to 792 code for a protein of 250 amino acids. Gene Ontology annotation, cellular component: photosystem II oxygen evolving complex; extrinsic component of membrane; photosystem II. The record is from RefSeq and is a predicted model, not a curated record. Gene Ontology annotation, biological process: photosynthesis; photosynthetic electron transport chain. NCBI's taxonomy places the organism in Eukaryota, Viridiplantae, Streptophyta, Magnoliopsida, Fabales, Fabaceae.
UGACACAAAUUUUUUAUUUUAUUUUAUUUCCAAACUUUGAUGAACCAUCUUUCAUUCUCAGACCUCACACAUAUGAGUUCCUUCACCACCAUCAUGGCUCCUGUGACAAACUUGCAUGGAGCAGUCUCCAAAACCUUAAUUCCCAUCACAUGCCACCUUCCAAAUGCACACAAAAGCAUAACAAAGAGAGGACAAGUGAUUGGAUUUCUUGGAAGCAAAGCACAAAAGGAAGCAUCAGAGUGUCAAGUUCAGGCCACAAGAAGAGCAGCAGCAUUAGGCCUUGCCACUGUAGUGCUUACUUGGCAAUUCAAUGACAAGGUUUCAUUGGCUAAAGAUAAUGGUUUCUGGUAUGAGGAUCAUCCUCUCCCUGGACCAACUGUCACUAACAAUAUUGCAAAUGAGAAAACGGGAACACGUUCUUUUCUUAAGAGGGGGCUUUACAUAGCAAACAUUGGAGUGAAAGGAAGUGUGUUUAGGAUAAAGAAAUAUGCCUUUGAUCUUCUGGCAAUGGCGGAUCUGAUAGCAGAAGACACACUCAACUAUGUGAGGAAGUACCUAAGACUCAAGUCCACAUUCAUGUACUAUGAUUUUGACAAGGUUAUCUCUGCCAUUCCAGUGGAUGAUAAGCAGCAACUAACUGAUAUGGCUAACAAAUUGUUUGAUAAUUUUGAAAGGCUUGAAGAAGCUUCAAGGAAGAAAAGUCUACCUGAAACAAAAUCAUGCUAUCAGGAAACUGAAGUUAUGCUUAAAGAGGUCAUGGACAAGAUGGAUAUAAUGUACAAAUCAAUUUGACAUUAUCUUAAUCAAGUUGUGUUAUUAUUUCUCUUAUAAAAAUCAAUUUUACUUUUUUGGUAUACCAUGCUGAUUCCAAGUCCAAGAGAAGGGUACCAUCAAGAAUAUAGGAAAGUGUUAUUUAAUAGGUGAGUUUCAGCAAAAUUGCAGAUGUGUAUGAUAGUGCCAAUUAUUAUAUUUUCAAUUAUUGAUGGAUAUCAGGAUAUGUACCACCACCCUGGCGAAAAUGUUUCAUGCCUAAGAACUGGCAUAUCCAAAUCCUCUAAGAAGCAAAAAGCUGCUAUGCUGACAUCCCUAUGCAUGCACAUGCUCAGGAGUUUGGACCGGUUUGGUAGUAGUUCCACA